Molecule: messenger RNA, 1731 nt
Organism: Geosmithia morbida
Lineage: Eukaryota; Fungi; Ascomycota; Sordariomycetes; Hypocreales; Bionectriaceae
Product: 26S proteasome regulatory subunit N3
Exons: 3
Coding region: 1-1731 (576 amino acids)
Biological process (GO): regulation of protein catabolic process; ubiquitin-dependent protein catabolic process
Cellular component (GO): proteasome complex; proteasome regulatory particle, lid subcomplex
Molecular function (GO): enzyme regulator activity
Source: RefSeq, a predicted model, not a curated record
AUGCCCGGCAAGACGCCCCAGAAGAACGGCAGCAAGCUGGUCGGAAACGGUGCCAAGAAUAACAACAACUCCAGCAAGGCCAAGAAGCCGACUAAGGAUAACGACGAGGAAAUGACAGUCGUCGUUCCGCCUUCAAAGAAGCAGCCCGCGUCUGGGUCGGGUGAUGCGGAUGCCGAUGUCGAUAUGGGCGAUGCUGACGCCGCAAAUGAUGGCGUUGACCCAGCCGUCCAGGCCACAGCAGAUAUCAAGAGCAACUUUGCCCUGCUAGACCGUGCCGUGACCACGUUUGACGCGAGGUUCUCCCUCCGCGCUCUCCGAUCCAUCUCCCUCGUCCGCAAGCGCCUCAGUCCAGACGUCAUCGCUCAGGCCAUUGUCGACACAUUCCCCGCCACCGUUGCCUCGGGCAACAUUGCCAAGAACCUGCUCGUCGCCCUGGGCCGUGAGAACCUGCCUCUCGGUCGCCCCCCCGCCGCCGCCGCUGCCACCAUCACAGAGUCGGAGACGACCGAGGGAACCGAUUCGUCUAAGAAGGCCGGUUCCAAGAACGAGGUCAAGGAGGUGAUCCCCGAGGUGGACAUCUUCCUGGGCAUCCUGAUCCAGGUCUACCUGUUCGACUCGAAGCAGUACAAGAAGGGAACUGAGUUCUCGUCGUACCUGUCGGAGCGCAUCCAGGCCCUCAACCGCCGCACGCUCGACUCACUGUCGGCCAAGGUCUACUUUUACUUCUCCCUCUUCUACGAGCACCUCGAGCCGCUGCCCCCGUCCCCCGAGUCGCCUCUCGUGGCGGUGCGGCCCACGCUGCUGGCGGCCCUGCGCACGGCCGUGCUGCGCAAGGACAUUGACACUCAGGCCGCCGUCAUCGUCCUCCUGCUGCGCAACUACCUCCUCACGUCGCACAUCCACCAGGCCGACCUCCUCAUCUCACACACGCAAUUCCCCGAGAACGCCGUCAACAACCAGGUAGCCCGCUUCCUCUACUACCUGGGCCGCAUUCGCGCCAUCCAGCUGCGCUACACCGAGGCCCACGAGCACCUGACGGCGGCGACGCGCAAGGCCCCCUCGAGCGCCUGCGCCCUGGGCUUCUCCCAGACGGCCACCAAGCUGCUCCUCGUCGUCGAGCUGCUCAUGGGCGACAUCCCCGAGCGCUCCACCUUCCGCCUGCCCAACAUGGAGGAGGCCCUGCACCCUUACCUGCUUCUGGUGCAGGCGGUGCGCGUCGGCGACCUCGAGAACUUUGAGACGACGAUUGCCGAGCACGCCGGCACGUUCCGCCGCGACGGCACGUGGACGCUCAUCCUGCGCCUGCGCCAAAACGUCAUCAAGACGGGCAUCCGCAUGAUGUCGCUGUCGUACUCGAGGAUCUCGCUCCGCGACAUCUGCAUCCGCCUCCACCUGGGUAGCGAGGAGUCGGCCGAGUACAUUGUGGCCAAGGCCAUCCGCGACGGCGUCAUCGAGGCCACGCUCGACCGCGAGAGGGGUUUCAUGAAGAGCAAGGAGAUCGGGGAUGUCUACGCCACGCGGGAACCCGGAGAGGCCUUUCACGACCGUAUCCAAGCCUGUCUGGCCCUGCACAAUGAGAGUGUAAAGGCUAUGCGUUUCCCCAUGAACCAGCAUCGCCUUGAACUUAAGAAUGCCCAGGAAGCACGGGAACGUGAGAGGGAACUGCCCAAGGAGAUCCAGGAGGGCGAUCUGGACGACGAUGACCUCGGCGGCGACUUUGACGGCAUCUAA